AAGAAUUCGUCAAAACAUGCAGUUAUUGUCAGACCAGUCCAACCUCGCCCUCGUUCCUUUCGAACGAAUUGAACGCACUUCCAAGUGUUGAGAGACGGCCGUAUCGGAGAGACAUCCUUCCGGACAACUCGAUCGCCGUUCUUCCGUUUUCCGGCAUCAUAGUCCUCGAACUAGGGUCCUUGUUCCACGUGCGGACCUCCUCCUGUGUUUUCGUUUUUGACUUGAGUCAUCAAUUUUUGACAACAGGCUCGAAAACUGCAGCAGAAUUUGAUUCGAUCCGAACUUGAGUCGGUUUCGAGCCUAAUAAUCGACAAUGGUGUUUUACUUCACGAGCACAUCUACGAAUCCGCCGACGGAGUUAUACAUGGGCGCAGAUAAACAUGAAAAUGAGGAGCUGAUUCGGUGGGGUUGGCCAGAAGAUGUGUGGUUCCACGUUGAUAACUUGUCGUCCGCCCAUGUGUACGUUCGACUGCAACCGAACCAAACAAUCGAAGACCUUCCCGAGGACCUAAUCACUGACUGCGUUCAGUUGGUCAAGUACAACUCAAUCAGCGGCAACAAACAAAAUAACAUCGACGUAGUGUACACAAUGUGGAGCAAUCUGAAGAAGACUCCAGGUAUGGAAGUUGGACAAGUUGCGUUCCACAAAGAUAAGGAUGUCAAGAAGGUUCGAGUCGAGAAACGAAUCAAUGAGAUCAUCAACCGUUUGAAUAAGACGAAGGUGGAAAGGAAUAUUGACCUACGGGAAAUGCGAGAAGAGAGGGACCGUAAGGAACGCGCGGCGAAGCGUGAAGAGGAGCGCAAACAGAGGGAACUCGAGAAAGAAGAGGCGAAGAAACGGGAGGAGCUGAACAAACUGAAGUCGUACGACUCUUUGAUGAAAACGGAAAACAUGACGUCCAACCUGGACUGCGGUUAUGAUUCCGACGACUUCAUGUGAUAUCGCUCAUCACGAUGUGUUCUAGGGGGUUAAAAGUUGAGGUUUCUAAUGAUUUAUUCACUAUCGAUGAGAAUAAACUCAUUCCGACCAUAAGA
Molecule: messenger RNA, 1035 nt
Organism: Galendromus occidentalis (western predatory mite)
Lineage: Eukaryota; Metazoa; Arthropoda; Arachnida; Mesostigmata; Phytoseiidae
Product: coiled-coil domain-containing protein 25
Exons: 6
Coding region: 314-940 (208 amino acids)
Source: RefSeq, a predicted model, not a curated record